AUGGGCAACGCGGUUUCGAGCACGAUGACGUCGUUCAAAAGGGCCUUCGACAUUCUUUUCGGCAAUCGAGACAUGCGCGUGGUCAUGCUCGGCCUCGACGCCGCGGGGAAAACGACGAUUUUAUACAAACUCCACAUCGGGGAAGUCCUCUCGACGGUCCCGACGCUUGGAUUUAACGUGGAGAAAGUGCAAUAUAAAAACGUCUUAUUCACGGUGUGGGACGUCGGAGGACAAGAGAAACUGAGACCGUUGUGGCGGCAUUACUUUAACAACACGGACGGGUUAAUCUUCGUGGUAGAUUCGCUCGAUCGCGAACGCAUUAAUCGCGCGAGAGAGGAGUUCAACAGCAUAAUAAACGACCCGUUCAUGAGAAACUCGGCGAUAUUAGUGUUCGCGAAUAAACAGGACAUGAGGAAUUGCAUGACCACGGCGGAGGUGUGCGACGCGCUCGGGCUGGUGGAGCUGAAAGGGCGGAAAUGGCACGUGCAAGGUGCGGUGGCGACGAAAGGGUUGGGUUUGUAUGAAGGGUUAGAUUGGUUGAGUUCGACGUUGAAGACGAUGCAAUUGAGCGGACAAAAGACGAGCGUAGGAACGAGCGGCGAGCGCAUCGGAAGUUGGAGAGUUUGA
Bathycoccus prasinos is the source of this 627-nucleotide messenger RNA. RefSeq lists its product with no specific name. The transcript has a single exon. The record is from RefSeq and is a predicted model, not a curated record. Gene Ontology annotation, biological process: intracellular protein transport; vesicle-mediated transport. Bases 1 to 627 code for a protein of 208 amino acids. Gene Ontology annotation, molecular function: GTP binding; GTPase activity. Gene Ontology annotation, cellular component: cytoplasm. Lineage: Eukaryota; Viridiplantae; Chlorophyta; Mamiellophyceae; Mamiellales; Bathycoccaceae.